Messenger RNA from Amoebophrya sp. A120, 3133 nucleotides. Lineage: Eukaryota; Dinophyceae; Syndiniales; Amoebophryaceae. The record is from the annotation of a GenBank genome assembly.
CGGCUUCACGUCCAAAGAAAGCAGCUGAAUUGGAAAUAGUCGGUACGUUCAUGCGUGGUUUCAAAUAUCGUUCUCGGUGGAAAGAAGGUACAGUUUCCAUCCUUUCGUGCGUCGUGGUAACUUAAUUGAUACUUACAUGUAGCUCGUCUGCAAGCAUUCAGCCGUCUGUUUUGAUUUUGCUGCGACAGGGCGGGACACGCACUCGUCCCAAACCCAAUCCAAUUUGCGCCUCCAACUUCUGCUCUACCCUCCUUUAUGUCGUGUUGCAUAUUACCUCUGUAAAUUUUGAACUGCUUCUUAAACCUGUCGCUGUCAUUUCUCAAUUUUUUUCUCCUUCCAAAAGCGAAACAAAUUAAAAGUACUUCUUCCAAAGCAUCACCGCUCUCCUCUCCUUCCUCGGAUAUACUACCAUUUUGGAACUCUGACCGACUCGUCUUGCGUGUGGCGGUAGCGGCAGCUGGCUUUCUUGUCGUAAAAGCAUCGUCUGCGCACAAAAAUGGCAGAGUAUGUCCAAGCCGGCCAGGGCAAGGCCGUGGAGUUGCCCCACGGCGUGGACGCUCCCCCGGGUUUGCACCUCGGCCGCAUUCACCCCGUCGCGUUUCAGGGCUCCGCGGCGGAAACGCACCAGUUCCACAUUCACGUGCCCCACCUGCACUCUGUGUCGCACUUUGUGCACGGGGCGCACACCUUGCACCACGAGCACGGAAUUCCAGAAACGCCGAUGAACACCGGGAGGAAAAGCCUGCUCGAAGAAGACUACUCGGAAGCCGUCCGUACAGAUUAAAAUCGAUCUUAACUUCUGAUGUUGUUCAUAGCUGUUUUUUCAAGCGACAUGAUUAAUUUUUUUGCAGCUAUGCACGUUCGUGAGAAAUAAUAGGUUGGUGAUAGCUUUGGUACUAAACGAGCUGAAUGCAAGGACUUCUUUUAUCCGCAAACAGCGAAAGUGAAGCGUCUGUCGAGCGCGCCGCUGCAUAACGUAGCCAACGUGCCGCACCUGCAUCGUGUAUCGUACACCGGGCGAAUUCACUACGACAAGUUUGCCGGGUUGGCAGAAGCGCUGUGUCCCCUUCCGCACGUGGAGCUCAAGUUCAAGGCGAAAAUAGGUACAGAACUUUCUUUGCUCUUUCGAUGAAAUAAAUGUGUGGUCUCUACUUCGCCGGAUAGCUUUAGAUUCUGCUAGACAUAUUCUGCGAACGAUCAGCAGUGACGAGCCUGGAGGAAUACCAUUUCCGAUUUUUCGAAGUCGUUACCGAUCUCUUUUGCUGUUCUAUUUUUUCUGAUUUGUAUAAAAAAGUUAAAGUUUUACGUCGUAGAAGCGUUGAUACCAGAAAAGCCCCGGAAACGCUCAAAAAAAUCAGGUGUGACAGAAAUCAGCACUGCAGCGGCCAGGCGUAAGGCCAUGGGUUAUCAAAUGCGAAAAUGUCUGGGUCUGGAAGAUUUCUAGAUUUGUCAUGCAUAUUUUCCACGACCCAUGACGUCUGUGAUGCAUGCCGUAGCAUCACAGAUUUUUAGAGCGCUUCCUCAUGCCUAUUCCGCAUGACAAAUGCCAUCUCCGCGGAGCACAAAAUCUACUCCUCUUACUGGUCAUGCAAUACAACUCUUUUUCGAAUCCAGAGACAGCAUCACAAGUUGCAAUUUUCCAGACCCAGACACUUUUACAUUUGAUAUGGGUCAGAGCCGGGCCAUGUCGCAAACUUUUCGGCAUACUACAAUGAAAAAUGCCCCCUCCCCAUAUCAAAACGGAAAUCUGUGAUGCAGAUUUGUGGUCACAAAUCAGCUUUGUGAUGCUAGAAGGCAAAAGAUGCGGACUGUAGUGCUGCCUAGCGUGGGAAAGCCUUGCAGCUCCAGGAUGACAGGAGGCAACUGGAAGUGGGAAACAGCAUCACAGAUUGCCUGCAAUUUAGGCCGCAGCUUCGUCUCUUGGACUUCUAGCAAUACAAGUCGAUUUGUGUACUCAAAUACAGCAUCACAAAUUCGCGCAUCUUCCGUUUCCGAUAUGGGGUGGGGGCUUUUUUGACUUUGAUACGGCAGGCACAAGCGAAGCUUUCCGGACGGCCACAUUUGAAUCAUGACAACUCAAUUAUUGUGCCACUGGCCGACCACGGGGUGAUCAUGCAGCCGUUGACCUUUCGAGGGCCGCAGUUGGAAGUCAACAUGGCGCAACACCUACCGCAAAGCCCGGCGUUCAAAACUGGGGUAAGGAUGUCAUCAUGACGCAUAGCUUGUUUUCUUUCUUGAUGCAUAGUUUGUUCUGUUUCUCAGUGUUGCACGUUGGCUACUUGUUGGUCACCCGACCACUUCUCAGAGUCUGGCGAGCGCUAGCCUUGUGCAUGAUAGAAGCAAAAAAUCAAAAUGCGGACUGGAGAAAUAAUUAAGCUUUUGUCUUGAUUUAAGCAGAUACAGCUCCCGUGAACUGCGACUUCUCACAAUUUUUACACUCAGGCACUGAAGGACGCACCGGAUCUGGUCGGCUUGGGGAGUAUUGGUCUCUCGGUGGAACCCAGAAGGCGCUUUCAACCGAUGGAGGCACUGAGUCUGAGCACUGUGCCUGAGUCUAUUCUAUUUUGACGCGAGGGUGAUUGAGGCAGUGUCGGGUUCUGUGUGAUGUUGUUUCGUUUUCGAAUGAGUCAAUACAACCGUGUAGUAGAUUUAUUCCUGUGGUAUGCAAAUGCCAACAAGAACCAUGUUUCCAUUCUCGGCAUCAAGAAGGCGCACUCCCCACAUCUUACUCUGUCUGCGCCAGUCAGCUUUUCUCGCUCUGGAGCAGAUUAUGUACUUAAUAAAGUGCGACUUCACUCCUGAGCAGAACGCAAGUUCCACGUCGCGCCAUUAAUGGUUCUUUUUGCUAUCUCCCAUGGUUUUAAGUAGCCUUACGUUGUCGUUGUCCUUCUCAUUUAUUCAUUGUCGUGCGUAUUCGUAUGUGAAAAAGAGAUGAAAACCGAUGUACAUUAUUUUUGUCUUGAGCAUCCAUUUUAUUUAUUUUUGCGGUGGAACUCUUGUUACACUCAUAUUGCCUAUUUUUUCUGCUAUGAUUUCUUCAUAAUUAACUGAGGCAUAAAUCAAAAAUUAAAAUAUCGGGAGUGAUGGUUAUAUUUAUAUGGUGCCAACCUGUUACUGUUUGCGAGAAUCAUGA